UUGUUUACUCAUAUUCCUUCGGAGGAAUGACGAAGCCAAUAUUGAUAAUAACGAUGACGUGUGCUACCGAGCGCUCGUCUUAAAAGCCCUGUUGAACACAGAAAUGCAAAUUAGAUUCAGUUUCAAUCUCGCCGUGUUGAUCGUCAGUUGUGAGUGGAGAGCUAUAUCAAAUAAACAAGUACCAUGAAGCUGACUACUAUCCUGUUUACUGUGACUAUAAUGGUGCUAUUGUCUGUGCCUAAUCUGGAAGCCCGUCGCAAACAUCGAAGGAAAUAUGGAAACAACAAUCUACAUGAGAACUUUGAAAUCUAUCAUCCGCAAGGAAUAACGGUAUGGUAUCCGAAACUUCGAGAAAUGAUUGGAUUUGGAGUGCAGGUGUUUCUGAAUCAGAGAUAUAGAUCGAAGCCACAUAAUUGUGAUAUUUGUCUCAAUACGACGGAAGCUCAAUAUGGAAAGUUCAUUGUUCAGGAUGACAAUGCCGUCAUACGCCCAGGCGACAAUCUACAAUACACAUUCCAAUUUCAUAUGUCCAACGGAACAAUUUUUGAAAGGAAGAGCGGAUUCUAUGUGUCAGCGAAUAGAGUGAUUCAUCAAAAACAACGUUACACGGCUACAACGUUUGGCCCGAUGACGGAAAUCGAUCAAUCCAAAAUCGCCAUGUACGAAGAAGACAUCAACAUUCUGGAAAACAUUGUGUAUGACGUGUUCCAACAUUGCAACAACGUUACCGACAUCAGCAAGAACCUGUAUCUGAACAUCAGACCGACAGCCUCAGGACUCGACUCGAAGCAAUUGUACGAAUCUACUCUGAAUGCACUGCAAAAAGUGCUUCCAAAAAUAAAUUGGGAAUCAGUGCUGGUCAAUGCUUUCUACUAUAAUGAUGGAGUCGGAUUCGAAGUGAUGACGCUGAUUGAUAAACUGAAGAUAUUGCAUCUGUCGAAAACCAUUGCCGAGAGCCCAAUAAGCGAUAUGGAUAAUAUGGACCAGUCGACAGAUGGAGAGAGCAUCGAUGAAGACUACAAUGACAUUAUGUUUCAUGAUGUCAGAGUUGCCAACGAAUGAGUAUAGAUUUUUAGGAUUAUGACUACAAUAAUGUGAACAAUAAAUGCUGAUAAUGUACGAUAAA
Armigeres subalbatus is the source of this 1126-nucleotide messenger RNA. RefSeq lists its product as uncharacterized. The transcript has 2 exons. The coding region runs from base 184 to 1062 and encodes 292 amino acids. Gene Ontology annotation, molecular function: carbohydrate binding. NCBI's taxonomy places the organism in Eukaryota, Metazoa, Arthropoda, Insecta, Diptera, Culicidae. The record is from RefSeq and is a predicted model, not a curated record.